AAAUUUGCUGAGGUUGAGGCUGAGAAUGCGAAGUUGAAGCAAAUUAUUGAGGAGAAUGUGAUGCGUGAUGUCAGAGUCAAGGAACUAGAACAAAAGAACACAGAGCUUGAAGCUAGACUUGCGAUAGUGGAACAGGCUUCCUUUGUUGUGGAUGGUCAAACACAGAAUGUGAACCAACAAAAUAAUGCCGACACCAAGUCAAUAGAAGGGAUAGCAAAGGUAUCAGAUAAGGAAAUAGAUAAUUUUGUUCCCGAAGAACCGAUACCAAAG
Molecule: messenger RNA, 270 nt
Organism: Dentiscutata erythropus
Lineage: Eukaryota; Fungi; Glomeromycota; Glomeromycetes; Diversisporales; Gigasporaceae
Source: the annotation of a GenBank genome assembly